This is a messenger RNA of Paramuricea clavata, 711 nucleotides long. Lineage: Eukaryota; Metazoa; Cnidaria; Anthozoa; Malacalcyonacea; Plexauridae. The record is from the annotation of a GenBank genome assembly.
AUGCGCAGAUCGAAAAAGAACUGUUGGCAACUGCCAACUGUUUUUGCGUUCGAGAAGUUCGACCAGUACACAUAUGCCAGAGUUGUAGAAGUUGAAACUGAUCAUAAACCGCUGAUCUCAAUUGUGAAGAAGUCGUUAACGUCAGCGCCACCUCGUCUGCAGAGAAUGCUAUUAUGGUUGCAACGGUACGACUUUACAUUGAAAUACAGACCUGGGAAAGAAAUGAUCAUCGCGGAUAUACUUUCUCGAGCUUACCUUACCGAUGAUGAUGUGGACAGUAGCAAGAUGAACGAAGAGUUAGAAUGUUACGUGUACACGGUAACCAGCAGAAUGCCAGUAUCUGAAGAACGGCUGGAACAGAUCAAGAAAGAAACAGCGACUGACCAGACCAUGAAGACCCUGUUCUCAACGAUCCGAAGAGCAUGGCCAAAGACAAGAAAACAAACACCUUGCGAAAUCUAUGACUACUGGAAUUAUCGUGACGAGCUUUCAGAAGUAGAUGGAAUCUUGUUGAAACAAGACAAGAUUAUCAUACCCCUCAGUAUGAGAGGAAAGGUACUAGAAAGAAUACAGGAGAGUCACAUGGGCGCAGAGAAAUCCAAACGACGAGCAAGGGACAUUAUGUUUUGGCCAAGAAUGAAUGAGCAAAUUGAAGCCGUUGUAUCCAAAUGCAAAACCAGCCAAGAAUACCAGAUGUCGAAUCCCAAAUAA